UCAGGUUGUGUUUUGAACGCUGCCAGUGCUUACCGCUGGGCUUGUGCUUUUCCCCUGGUGCGGCUGCUAUCCCGGAUAGCUGUGGGUGCACCAGAGGGGCAGGAGGGCUCGAACCCGGGUUGGCGGGCGCGGGGCUCGAACCCGUGGUGUGCGCGGCUCUCGAGCGCACUGCGGCCUCCCCGUCGGCAGGGGGCGCCGAGGGCUCCGGCAGGGGGUGCUGCGGACCGGGCCCUCCCUGCCGGCAGGGGGCGCUGCGGGCGGGUGACGCCGCUCUGUCCCGGGGCGGUAUCGGUGUGCGGAGCGCGGCCCGGGCUCGCAGCGGCGCCGGUCAUGUCGGUGUCGGGGCCGGUGUCGGGACCCCUGCGCAGCGAGCUAGCCGAGGCCGUGUCCCAGGCGCGGCUGCUGGUGGUGGGAGCCGGCGGGAUCGGCUGCGAGCUCCUCAAGGACCUGGUGCUCACCGGCUUCAGCAACAUCGACGUGAUUGAUUUGGAUACUAUCGAUGUCAGCAAUCUCAACAGGCAGUUUUUGUUUCAAAAGAAACAUGUUGGAAGAUCAAAAUCACAGGUUGCCAAGGAAAGCGUGUUACAGUUCUAUCCAGAAGCUAAUAUUAUAGCUUACCAUGAUAGCAUCAUGAACCCUGACUAUAACGUAGAGUUCUUCCGCCAGUUUACGUUGGUUAUGAAUGCUCUGGAUAACAGAGCUGCCCGUAACCAUGUGAACAGGAUGUGUCUGGCUGCUGAUGUUCCUCUUAUAGAGAGUGGAACUGCAGGCUACCUUGGACAAGUGACAGUUAUUAAAAAGGGAGUGACAGAAUGUUAUGAAUGUCAUCCUAAACCAACUCAAAAGACUUUUCCAGGCUGCACAAUCCGAAAUACGCCAUCGGAACCUAUCCAUUGCAUUGUGUGGGCUAAGUAUUUGUUCAAUCAGUUGUUUGGAGAAGAAGAUGCCGAUCAAGAAGUCUCUCCUGACAGAGCUGAUCCUGAAGCUGCCUGGGAGCCAGCAGAAGCAGAAGCCAGGGCACGAGCAUCCAAUGAAGAUGGUGACAUUAAACGUGUUUCGACUAAGGAGUGGGCUAAAUCAACUGGAUACGAUCCAAUUAAACUUUUUACUAAGCUUUUCAAAGAUGACAUUAGAUACCUGCUGACAAUGGAUAAGCUGUGGAGGAAAAGAAAACCUCCAGUGCCACUGGACUGGGCAGAGGUACAGAAUCAAGAUAAAACCAUCUGUGACCAACAAAACGAAUCCUCUGCGGUCCUGAAGGAUCAGCAGGUUCUUGAUGUCAAGAGCUACGCACACUUAUUUUCAAAGAGUGUUGAAACCCUGAGACUUCACCUGGCUGAGAAGGGCGAGGGAGCUGAGCUUAUAUGGGAUAAGGAUGACCCUUCUGCGAUGGAUUUUGUCACUUCUGCUGCGAACCUCAGGAUGCACGUUUUCAGUAUGAACAUGAAGAGCAGAUUUGAUAUCAAGUCAAUGGCAGGAAACAUUAUCCCAGCUAUAGCUACUACUAACGCGGUAAUAGCUGGUCUGAUAGUGCUGGAGGGCUUGAAGAUUUUAUCAGGAAAGAUAGAUCAGUGUAGAACGAUUUUUCUGAACAAGCAGCCAAAUCCCAGAAAGAAGCUAUUGGUUCCUUGUGCUUUGGAUCCACCAAAUCCUAACUGUUAUGUAUGUGCAAGUAAGCCAGAAGUGACUGUGAAACUUAACGUACACAAAGUUACUGUGUUAACACUCCAGGAUAAGAUAGUGAAAGAAAAGUUUGCUAUGGUAGCACCAGAUGUACAAAUAGAUGAUGGAAAGGGAACUAUUCUUAUAUCUUCAGAAGAAGGAGAAACAGAAGCAAAUAACCACAGGAAAUUAUCAGACUUUGGAAUCCGAAACGGCACACGACUACAGGCAGACGAUUUCCUUCAGGACUACACUCUACUAAUCAACGUGCUUCAUAGUGAAGACCUAGAAAAAGAUGUAGAAUUUGAAGUCGUUGGUGACACUCCUGAAAAAGUUGGCCCUAAACCAUCGGAACCAACAUCCAAGAACAUCACCAAUGGCAGCGAUGAUGGAGCACAACCUUCAACAUCCAGAGCUCCAGAUCAAGACGAUCUAUUGAUUGUUGAUUCUGAAGAUGAAGGUACUUCGAGCAACGUUGACGAUGAUAUGGAAAACAAAAGCCGCAAGAGAAAACUAGAAGAUAAAGAGUGCGUCGGUACAAAGAGAGUGCGUACUGAGCAGACAGAUGAACAAGAUGAAAUCAUAGCGCUAGACUGAGCACGCAAAUGCCCCUUGACAACACAAGUCCAAUAACGUAAUACAGUAACAGCAUAUUAUGUUGGAGUGUGAAAAAUGCCCAGAACUAGACUAAUUUUAAGGCCUUGUUCCGAGUGAUACCAAACCACUGGCUUAAGCAAUUCAUGUCUGUUUCUCUUGAUGAUAAAACUCUUAUCUCAAUAGACUCUUUCAGAAGUUUUGCCAUAUUAAUUCCAUAUAUUAAAUGUAGUAGGAAUAUAGUUGAUAAAUACUUAUGGAUAAGUAUUUGCUUACACAGUCAUGAAAAAAGCAUGUUAUUUUUGUGUAAAUACCUUUUAGGUAUGAUUCAAUAGGACAAAAAAUAAACUACUCUUGUUUAGUAAAGGGUCAUCAUCUGAUGCCCAGAUUUUAAGUAACUACAUUUCUAUUUUUUGCUUGAAAAAAAAUAUUUUUAGCCUAGUCCAAAACAUUUUUCACACCCUGAACAAGUAAAGAAGAAAAUUCAAUAACGAAAAUUAGUGCCGUGUCUCACCAGUGUUCUUGAACUUCAGCCGGCACUAUGUACAUUACUGUAAAACUGUUAAUUUACUCAAGUUUUUCAGCUCGUACUGCCUGGUAUGUCAAUGUAAGAAGCAAAUUUUUGUGUAUUGUUACAGUUUCAGGUUAUUUAUAUUUGAUGUUUUGUAAACUCAGAUACUACUACUAUACUGUACAUCUGAUGGACCAAAUAAAUGACAUCUGAAAUACUUGCUACAUUUGCUUGCAUAGUCCGAGUCUAUGCUGACCGAUGGGAUUUUACAUUGUAUAGCCUUCAAAAGUUACUGUAUUAUUUUCAUUUUUCUAAACAUAACCGAGUAGUACAGAAUUUAAGCUUCACUUGUUUGAGGUGAAAGGGGAAUUUUUUUAAUAAAACUUUUGUGAAUGUUUUUUUUCUCUUGGACAAUCAAUUAUUGGCCUCUUCAGCUGGAGCAUUUGCACCACCCCACGUGUGUUUUCACCCACUCGUGCCUGCAGAAAGAGGUGAGCACUGGUCUCUUAAACAUUACACAUUGUGCAUAGGACAGAAGUGCAAUGUUUGGAAUCGGUAUCUUAAAGCCUACUGCGUUCAUUUAGCUGUUUUGGUAGCUCUCAAAACUAUUGGUGUUGAUUCUUCGAACACAUUAAUCGGCCAUUUCUGUCACUGUACUCAAAUCCAACAUCGCGUUAGUGAACCAAAACUGCUUCUGUUCAUUGAUAAGUAUGCAGAGGCAGCCUUACAGAGCAGAGGGAUGAGCAGGGAAGAUUUAUUCUGUUACAGUUUGCAAAAUGAAUUUUAAACCA
Molecule: messenger RNA, 3558 nt
Organism: Cuculus canorus (common cuckoo)
Lineage: Eukaryota; Metazoa; Chordata; Aves; Cuculiformes; Cuculidae
Gene: UBA2
Product: ubiquitin like modifier activating enzyme 2
Exons: 17
Coding region: 331-2259 (642 amino acids)
Biological process (GO): protein sumoylation
Cellular component (GO): cytoplasm; SUMO activating enzyme complex
Molecular function (GO): SUMO activating enzyme activity
Source: RefSeq, a predicted model, not a curated record